Molecule: messenger RNA, 4745 nt
Organism: Serinus canaria (Common canary)
Lineage: Eukaryota; Metazoa; Chordata; Aves; Passeriformes; Fringillidae
Gene: KLF9
Product: KLF transcription factor 9
Exons: 2
Coding region: 408-1109 (233 amino acids)
Biological process (GO): regulation of transcription by RNA polymerase II
Molecular function (GO): DNA-binding transcription factor activity, RNA polymerase II-specific; RNA polymerase II cis-regulatory region sequence-specific DNA binding
Source: RefSeq, a predicted model, not a curated record
GAGUGGCGGGGGGAGAAAGUAAACACAGCCGGCCGGCCCUGCCCGCGGACCGGCCGGGGCGGGAGGGGCUCCGCGCCUGACGUGAUGGGCCCCGGCGCGGCCGCCCCCGGGCAGGAGCACGCGGGGCGCGGGGCAGGCAGUAUCCUCUCCCCCGGACCCUGCGCCGGACUCGGGCCGGCCGCGCGGGCGGCGCUCCCCCCUCGCCGACUGCGCGCCGCCCCCGGGGGGCGGCGGUGAAGGACCUGCCCGGCGCCCCGCUAUUUAUUCGCCCCCCACGCCCCCUUCCUCCUCCGCCCCGCUCUUUCCCGCGCCGCGGGCGGGCCAUGGCUGGCGGCGGUGCGGUCGGCCCGGCGGACGAGCAGUGAGGGCGAACGGAGCCCCCCUUGUCGUCGGGGCGCGGCCGCACCAUGUCGGCCGUCGCGUACGUGGACUUCGUAGCGGCGCAGUGCCUGGUCUCCAUCUCCAACCGCUCCGCCGUGCCCGAGGCGGCGCGGCUGAAGGUGCCGGACGAGGGGGAGGCGGCCCGGGAGCUGCGCGACCCCCGCGACGCCUGGAAGGACUACUGCGCCCUGCUGGCCAUCGCCAAGAGCCUGCUGGAGCUGAACAAGUACCGGCCGCUGCCCGCCCCCUCCGUCUGCAGUGACAGCGUGGAGAGCCCCGACGAGGACGCGGGCUCCGACAGCGACGCGGCCACGGAGCAGGGUUCCAUCCCGCCCCGUAGCCCCCCGCCGGGGCCGCCCCCCCGCCUGCGCGCCGCCGGGGCCGCCCCUAAGGGGAAGCUGGCGGCCGAGAAGCGGCACAAGUGCCCCUACAGCGGCUGCGGCAAGGUCUACGGCAAGUCUUCCCACCUCAAGGCGCACUACCGGGUGCACACAGGUGAGCGGCCAUUCCCCUGCACGUGGCCCGACUGCCUUAAGAAGUUCUCCCGCUCGGACGAGCUGACGCGGCACUACCGAACCCACACCGGCGAGAAGCAGUUCCGCUGCCCGCUCUGCGAGAAGCGCUUCAUGCGCAGCGACCACCUGACCAAGCACGCCCGCCGCCACACCGAAUUCCACCCCAGCAUGAUCAAGCGAUCCAAAAAGUCCAGCUCCGGCAGCUCCUUGUGAAGGCAGGGCUGGCCCUGGGGAAGGAGCGGAGGAGAGGCGGGCUGUGGCGAGGGUGCAGGCAGUGGUGCCAGAACACGAGCAUCCACUGCUCUGCCGGUCACCCUCGCUGUCCGAAAGCACAUGUAGCCGGCAUUAAAAAAAAAAAAAAAUAAAAGUACUCAGUAUCCCCCUCCCCAUCUUCCACCUCCAGGCUCUGCCCUGAGAACAGUCUGGAACAAGUGGACUGUGGGGUGAGAGGAGGGAAGGGGCAGCCAGGGAGGAGGUGACACCUCUUCCGAUGUCAUGCGUUGAUACUGGUGUACAUACAUAGGACUGGGCGGUCUGGCCUGUGCCACCACAGUAGCAUGACCCCAAAGUCUUUGUGAUUGCUGUGUCAUGAACAUGUUUUGUUGAACAGUGUAAUGCUGCUUGUAUUUAGAGUCUGUCGAGUAAAAACACUUUCCGAGUCACAUAAAUAACUCAGAUAAAAACUCCAUAGCACAUUGUAGAAGUGGGUUUACUUCUGUGUAUCUUCUGCACUUAAAGAGGCUAUUAAGAGAAACAUUACAUAUGUUACCAAUAGUAUCUGAUUGAUAUACUGAGAUAAGGUGAAUUUAUACUCAAUAAGGCCCAUUAAAGUAAAUAGGUAUUUUUAACUUUUCUUUGUAUUAACUGUACUUUUGAAUAUCAGCUGGACUUUUCCAGUAAAAACAUGUACGAUUCAAGAAAAUACUUAAAGCAAAAAAAAUCCCCAUAAAGAGCUCAGUAAUUUUCUGACUAUUUGUGUAUUUAGCUCUGUUAUUCACUUACCUGGAAAAAUCCAGCUCAGCCUAGAUAAUGUGGCGGGCAUGUGGGAGCUGAAGCAUAUGUGUCUCAUAUGAUCCCAUACUUUACUUGUCAGUGAUAUAGUACUGUACUACAGAAAUGCCACUAACAGUGCUUUAUUCUGCUGUGGUUUGUUCGAAUGGGUGCACAAAGCAGCUACCAUCUUUACAAACAGCUGCUUUUUAAAAGGCUUUUUCUCUUCCUACACUUGCCUUAAAGAUUUAUUCUCUUCAUACCAUGGCCUAACUCCCUUGGAGUCCUAUGGGAAUUGUGUGUGCUUAUGGAGAGAGUAGACCUUUUCUUAAGAGCACUCUGAUAAUGGAAACACCUAAAAUUACUGUAAGGAGCACUUUGGAAGGGCUCCUGUAUCACUUGAUUGCUCUUUCUCUGGAGUAUGGGGGAAUACCACAAGCUAAUUUGAAACACAGAAGGUGUUUUGCAAUACUCCUUUAUGACAUAAGCUUCUCUUAGUACUUUUUACCUGUGUCAUGCAUGGCACGUCAAAUGGUGAUAAAAGCAAUGUUAACUUUUAUUUAAAAGCUAUUUUUUGGAUCUUUAAAAGGAGCAGAAAGACCACUGAAUGAAAACUUUUAGAUGUAAUCAUUAGUGAAUAUUUCAAAUUUUUGUAUGUUAAAAGCAUGAAAUUUAAGAGGUUAUCAGUGAUAUUUUUUUUCCCCUCCCCAGCUGCAUAAUGGGGGAGAAUUCUGUUUACACAUUAUUUUUUUCCAGCAAUGUUCUUCUGUUUGGUUUUUACCCCUUCCUCCAGAAGAGGAAGGGGAGGUGCAGCCCUACUAGAGACUUAGGGCCAAAUUAAUUUUGUGAGUAUUUACACUGAAACCCAAAGUGUCUCCACUGCAGAUGAAUUUAGGUCAUCUUGUAAAAUUGUGUACAUAAAAGAUCUUGUUAGCACACCUGCAAUUACAGUAUCUUAUUGUUUUAUCUGAUAAAAAGCUUGCUUCCUAGAAACAAACAUAAAAAAACUAACUCGGAGAGUAGAGUGUUUUCCUCUACAGUUGUAUAUGGCUUUCAGCAUUAGAAAUCUGUUUGCAUACUGUGUUUUUACCUGUGUAGUUCAUGAUAGAUUUCGUCUUUGUGAAGAGAACUUCUUUUAAAGCAUUGGGGAUAUUGAACAGUCUAUGGAAUAAAAAGGGAUGUGUUUUCUUCAGUGAAGACAUCAGGAAACCAAGCACACUUUCUACCUCCGUUUCAGCUUUUUGAAACAUUUAUUUUAGAAACCAAACUUUAAUUUCUCGUAUUCAGAUUGAGUCAUAGAGGCAUAGGUUCUUUGUAAUAAAAUCUGGUAGUGCUGGUGUUUUUAUUGAUCAAGAAAUACAGAACGUAUUCUGCUUACCAGUACUGUUAAUGCUGCCUUGUGGAGUAGGGUCAGGGCCAUGAGCAGCCUGAUGAGAUUCAGAGGUGCAUCUUUGUUCAUCUUUGUUCUUCUCUCUGAAGAUCAAGCUAGAUUUCAAGUCUCCGUCCUGCAGUCUGGAUUGUUGCCAUUUUGUGGGACAAAUACAGCACUUGGAAAAUUAAAGCCCGAUCCUGUGAAAUGCAAGAGAUCCUCACAUCAGAUCAACCACAACUAGAAGCCACAGCUGAUAAGCAGCUCCUAAAUCAGUAUAUAAACAUUUUGGUCACUUAGCUGCCAGGAUUAACUGAUAUAUGGAAGUAAAUGGCCAGCUUUAUAGUAUCCAUAUUGUGUAUUUGGGGUAGAAUGCACACUUAAAGAAAUGUUCCUGCAAAGUCUGAAAUAGGCGGGAGGUACUUUAGUCCAUGGGACAAUGGGACAUGCAAGGCAUGUGUCACCACUGCCAGUGACAAAAUCCUGUUUCUGAAAAAAACCCUUCCUAAAUGGUAGUGUAUGCUGUAUUUCAGCAUUGGACAGACAGGAUUAAUGUGAUUCAUUAAUCUCUAAGAGAAUGCAAUGGAAAUUACCAGGUUUGGGGAUAUCAUUGUACUGUUUUGUUCAUUUGGUUUAGUUUGGUUUUUUUUCUUUCAGUAAAAACAAACAAUGGCUUUAACACCUAAAACAAACUGCAGGUUAGAUCCUUGCAUCUUGAAGUUAAGUUUUGAAUAGUGUUGCAAGUGUUGGAAAAGAAAAGGAAAAUCAGGUUCUCUAAUACUGUAUGUACUUGUUGUACUAUUUUGGAAGUACUUAAUAGCGUUGAAGUUAGGACAGCUUCUCUCCUUGAUUAAGAAAGUCCAUUAGUAUAGAGAAGUCAUGGAUUUAAAGGUAUAGCUAUAUAACAUACUUCUUCUUGAACUUUUUUCAUGACCGACAUUACAGAUCUGUUUUCACCUUGCAGAUGGACUUAGGCCAGCAAACACCAGGCUGGACACAUACUUAAAAAUGCUGUUCUACAAACCAGUGAUCUGUAACACUGUAAAAUACCAACUCCCAAUAGUUUAAUCAGUUUUAUUUUUGUACAGUAUUCGUAUUCUUUAUAAGUUAUUUUGCUGUCCUGUUUUGUAAAUCACAUGAAAUUGUAAAAAAAGGAAAAGAAAAAAAAGUAGGCAUAGGUGUUUUUGUACAUAUGUAUAUAUAUAUUGUCCAAAUAAAGAAAAAAGGAAUAAAAAACCCAAACUUGGUCUUGAAUGACUGGAAUCAAGCAGUGGUCACGUAAACCAGCCUGAAUGACCACAAAAAAAAAAAAAAAAUACUGCACAUCAUGAAAUCCAUAAUUUGAGCAGUGUGUGAACCAGCUUCAAAGGUCUUAGUGUUGCUAGUCAUCAUUUAGCUUGGGUUGUCUUUCUCUACUUUCCCAGUGUGUUUUCCCAGGCAUUCCUUCUGAUACAGCAGGGAGAUAGAGACAAAACUUGUACUCAGGAAAA